AUGGCGACGUGGCUGCUCCUGGUGCUGCUCGUGACCCCCGGGGGGGUCCUCCCUGCCCCGAGGGGGGGGCCCGAACCCCGGGGGGGUCCCGAACCCCUCUCGGCCGUGUCGGACCCAGAGCCCCGGGGGGGUCCUGAGCUCUGGGGGGGUCCCGAGCCCCUCUCGGCCGUGUCGGACCAGGAGCUCCGGGAUCUCUCCGAGCGGCUCCUCGCGGCCGAUUCGAACCGGGCGGGGCCGGGGCAGCUCGAGCUGAACCUGCAGAGCCCCGAGGGCGACUCCGGGAGCCAGAGGCUGUUUUCCUACGUGUCCCCGGCGCUGCUCUCCCGCCCCACGUUUUCUCGGCUCCUGGCGCUCCUGGACAAUUACGAGCCGCAGACGGGGCUGGCGGAGGCGGUGACGGACGAGGAGCGGCGGGAGGAGCGGGAAUUCCUGGAGGCCGCGCUGGACACUCCGGUCCUGGCGCUGCUGGAGAACUUCGUGCUCAGCAAGGGUCUGUACCCCUCUGCCCAGUCCUUCCGGGCCGACCUUCACUCCAUGUGGUUCGGGCUCUACUCGCGCUCGGGAGGGAAAGUUCUGGAUUCCUCCGGCUUCGAGCACGUGUUCCAUGGGGAGGUGAAGAAGGGGACGGUGUCCGGGUGUCACAACUGGGUGCAGCUGCAGGCGCUGGAGAGGGUGGGGAGGAUGGAAUACCUGGGAUACACCUGGGACGGACCCGUGAGUGGGGACGGGG
Messenger RNA from Corapipo altera (White-ruffed manakin), 730 nucleotides. RefSeq names its product poly(U)-specific endoribonuclease-C-like. The transcript is spliced from 4 exons. Lineage: Eukaryota; Metazoa; Chordata; Aves; Passeriformes; Pipridae. The annotation marks the transcript as partial. The record is from RefSeq and is a predicted model, not a curated record. Gene Ontology annotation, molecular function: RNA endonuclease activity.